Molecule: messenger RNA, 1234 nt
Organism: Tricharina praecox
Lineage: Eukaryota; Fungi; Ascomycota; Pezizomycetes; Pezizales; Pyronemataceae
Exons: 4
Coding region: 60-1046 (328 amino acids)
Source: RefSeq, a predicted model, not a curated record
ACGCAAAUCUCGGUAAACAGAUUGCCCUCAGAUAAACAAACACACUUGAUCACUCGACUAUGCCCGUCGGCGUCCAUGCUGCCACUGUCUACCUCUACACAUUGCUGGGUAUCCAGCUCAUCGUCACCACGUUCGGGCCUCUACGACUCUAUCUCCUCCGCGCGCAGAAACGCAGCUUCUUGGCUCUCUGCAGCGAAGCAUGCUUCGGCGUCGGCUGGGCGACGGCAACGGCGAUGGGGUGGUACUGGUUUCACGGUGCGAGAGUUCUACUUGCGCUCAGAAAGGAUCUAGACACGGAGCCCCAGUUGAUCUUUGAGUCCAUCAAGAGGUUUGGUCUUAAGAUCUACCUGGUGUACAUGUUCGUCACCCUUAUCUCUCUGUGGGUGUUCAAGCUCGCCUUCACGUUCAUGUACGCGGAUCUAUACGCGCGCACGGUCAACAUCCGGAAGCACGGGCUGUACGUUGCGGCCGUGUUCGUACCGCUGAGCUUUGUGGCGGUGAUACUGGCGGCGUCGUUGGAGUGUCGGCCGUUGUCAACGACUUGGGACAUUCCGAACCUUCUCCGCACAAUGAAGAUAUGUUCCCCCAUGAUCUCGCUGCGCACACAGAGUAUAAUCCUGGUGCUCACCCUCACGACCGACCUCUUGUUAAUCGCCCUCCCACUGCACAUCCUGCACUCCCUCCGCCUCACCUCACCCGAGAAGCGAGCCGUAGCAUUCAUCUUUCUGAUCGCGCUUCUCUCGGUGACCUCAGCAGUGGUGCGCUUCACCGUGCUCGAGGAGCGCGGGACGUACGGUUCCGGCCGGCUAGACUCGACCAAGGUGUACUGGAUGGCAGUGUUGACACUGCUCGAGAUCGCGGCGGCAGAGGUGGCGUUUGUACUUCCCGCGCUGCGGCGGGUUGUGUUGUGCGGCGGUGGGGGGACCAGACGCCGCGCGGGCAGCCAGGUCAUGUUGGUCAGGUUCAUUAAGGAUGGGAAUGAGCGCGAGGUGCUCGUUGAUCGUGCGGAUGAGGAUGCGACGGUUUGGGGGUUUGAGCAGAGGUGAUGGGGCGGGACGGGAAUGUGGUGGCUGGCGGGUUUCGGUUUCCUUACUCCAUGUAAUCGACGUGGUGCCCCGCAUGAUCAUCUUGGUCCUGGGAUUUUUUUCGGCAGUGGGAGGAUGUGGUCGCACGACAUACUAUAUGUAUCUACAUAGUAGCCAAUACUGAUGGGUGGUUCAUCACAGCAGGGCUG